GACCGUAGUCGGCGAGCUCAGUCGCCGCGCGGCUCUCUGUUGAUAUCCUCGUGUCAACUGUCACCCAUUCCUGUCAAGUUAAGUCACCUAGUACUAAAGGAGUCUACCCUCUUAUCAAAAUUCAGUUCGAAGUCAUGAGCUUCCGAAGCGACGACGCGGCCUGUUCUGUGCUUGCAACUAGUUUCAUACGACACUGUGUGGUUUAAGAGGUGUAAACUAAAAUAAAAAUUAAGUUGUUCAUACGGGACUGUUUUUAAAGUGUUAACAAUAUGAACGCACUACCUGAGCUGCAGGAGUUGCUGCAGAAACCAAACAGUUCAUCGCUGCUCCGCGAUGAAAGGAAGGCCUCAAUCAUCCCCAGUCAAGGAAUAAGCAAAGAGAAGAACCAUGAUUCCAACGAAGAUAUCGGCCAGAAGGACGUGGUAUCCUUAAUAAUUGGCGACUAUGGUCGUUGGCAGCUGAUGAUGACGUUCCUCCUAUCACUGUUCUCUUUCCCGUGUACAUUUCACAUAUAUCUACCUACGUUUACGGUUAAAGCUACAAAAUUUUGGUGUCGAAGACCUGAAAACUUAUCAAGCUUGCCGUUAGAACAUUGGAUUAACUACAGCCAACCGGUCGACGCAUGUUCAGUACGCGUGCUGCCUGAUGGGAUUACUGCAGAAAGUAUUAUGAACAAUACGGCUCCCAUUUUAGAGUCAUUCGUGAGAUGCAAUGAGUGGGACUACGAUCGAUCAGAAGUUGGGGAUACUAUAAUAUCAGAAUGGGAUCUCGUGUGUGAUAGAGCAACACUAACUAAUUUAGCAGAAGUUGUGUUUCUAAUCGGAGUUGGAAUUGGAGGAGUUUUAGGCGGAUGGAUAUCAGAUAAAUUUGGCCGUAAAAAAAUACUCAUCGGUAUGAUGUUGGCUCAAAGUUUAUUAGCAAUCGUAUCCCUACUGAUGCAGUCGUACUUGCAAUAUGUUUUGGUGAGACUCGUGAUGGGCCUCGUCUCCGUAUCUGUAGUAUACGCGGCCUUUGUGCUCUCUGUUGAAUUAGUAGGUGGUGCAUGGGUGACGAUUGCUGGAGUCUGCAAUUUCUUCCCACUGCCUUUAGCGUAUAUAAUUGUAUCGCUGCUAUCAAUGGUCUUACCUAAUUGGAGAGAUUUACAACUGGCUUUAUCCUUACCCGGAUGUUUCCUGCUUGUACUAUGGUUCGUCUUGCCAGAAUCUCCGAGAUGGUUACUUAGCGUAGGUAGAACGCAAGAAGCCAAAAUGGUUUUAGAAAAAGCAUCAAAAUUCAAUAAGAAAGACAAUAUAGCUGAUAUUGACAAAUUACUUACAUUAAAUAAAUCUGAAAUCAGGACAGAAGAACCGAGUGUACUUAUGCUUUUUAAAGGAUAUUUAUUGAAGAGAACCUUUUGCCUAUUCAUUAUAUGGUUCUCUAUGACAAUCGCAUAUUACGGACUUUUGUUAAAUAUUGGUAAAUUUAACUUGGGCAAUUUGCACAUAACUUCAAUAAUACUCGCAGCUGUAGAAAUACCUGCAAUUGCUCUAAGUAUUCCAAUACUAUUCAAAGCUGGUAGACGCAUACCAAUUUUUGUCUCUAUGGUGGUUUGUGGACUUGCUUGUGUGGCGAGUGAAGUGUUCUCUAUAUCCUUUGAGGAUAAUUGGAUAAUAAUAUCAUGCCUCAUGCUCGGGAAGUUUGCAAUAGCAUCGACAAAUAUCAUGAUGCCAAUAUUCACAGCAGAACUAUAUCCCACAAUUAUAAGGAAUCUGGGAGUGGGCGCAAGUCAAAUAUCAUCAGGGUUAGCACUCAUCUGCAUUCCCUAUUUAUGGGAAUUGGCUAAGUUGAACGAACACUUACCAAUGGUUACGAUAGCAGCUCUUAGCGCCGCAGGUGGCGCCAUUGUACUAUUGCUACCAGACACAAUUAAGUCUAAGGAACCUAAGAGAUCGGCGAAUUCUUCGUGCAAUGGAACGUUUACCGUCACUGACGAUAGAGGGCAAUAGUUGAUAUAACAAAGCCGAAAGCUCAUGUGAUCAUUACAAAAUAGUAAAAAAGUGAUAGUAAUGUAUAUUCGUCUUUAUUUUAAGUGAAAUCCUUGUUUUCUAUGAUUUUAAUCUUCAUUUCUUUCAUAUUUAAGUACACAUUAUAAAUAUAAUUUUACUUUAACGAUUAUUUAGUAAUUAAAAGACACAAAUUGUAAAUUUUAGUAAAUAAAUCCAUCUAAAUGGUAUG
Vanessa tameamea is the source of this 2214-nucleotide messenger RNA. RefSeq names its product organic cation transporter protein-like. Lineage: Eukaryota; Metazoa; Arthropoda; Insecta; Lepidoptera; Nymphalidae. Bases 270 to 1985 code for a protein of 571 amino acids. Gene Ontology annotation, molecular function: transmembrane transporter activity. Gene Ontology annotation, cellular component: membrane. The record is from RefSeq and is a predicted model, not a curated record. The transcript is spliced from 7 exons. Gene Ontology annotation, biological process: transmembrane transport.